AUGGUCUAUCGAGGCCGGCCCAGCGCUGGGUGCAGCCGGUGCCGGACUCGCCGGUUGAAAUGCGAUUUAAAACGACCAUCCUGCUCCCAGUGUGUACGCGCUGGCUGUCAAUGCGCCGGAUAUCGCAACCCGGCAAUGAUUCGCUUUCAUGAUGAGAGCCAGCAGAUUAUGGAAAGAGCUCGUCCCGGCGAGAGGAAUGAAGAUGUGACUCUCACGUCGCGGAAUCUCAGCAUCGCGACUGUGGAUAUACCUAUUAACGACCGUGCUGCCGGCUUUAUCAUCACGCACUACGGGCGCGGGGGCUCAGGCCAGUCGGCAGGUAGUCUGGCCUUUUUGAUCGACCUACUGCCGACAGACCGAGGCUGCUUGUUGACGCCGGCCGUUCAUGCCCUAGGACUGGCAUCCCUGGCUAACAUCUAUCGAUCGCCACGACUCGUGCUGGCCGCCCGGGCAGAGUAUAGCGUUGCCCUGGCGGCGACGAACGCAGCACUGCAGGACCCGGGGCGCUGCCGAGCCGACGCGACGGUCGCCGCCGUGAUGCUGCUGGCCAUGUAUGGCGUCGUGACGUGUCAGAGCACGUCGAUCAUCAAUCGCUGGCUGAGCCAUGUUGACGGCGCGAUGAAGCUGCUGGAGCUGCGCGGAUCCGCGCAAUUGGCGGGUCCGGUUGGCCUGGAGAUGUUCAGCCAGCUCCGUCUUCAGAUCCUCUUGAGCAGCCUCUAUCGCCGGCGAUACACGCCGGAGUGGCUUCUAAAUCUCUCACACGAGGCCCUAUCGUACCGCACCCCGGAGGAUCGUGUGCAGGAUGUGUUUUUCGGUCUCUUUGCGCGCGUGGGGAAUCUUUGCGCCGCCUUGCGUGACGGUUCGCUGCGAGAUCCGGGCGAGGUAUUACAGACGGCGCAACAGAUCGACGGCGAGCUCGUGGAAUGGACGCGAACAGUACAUCCGAGCUGCAGAUUUACGCUGUGUGAUUUGUCCAACGGCGAGCAGGGUCCCAGUUUGCCGCCCGACGUGAUGCAGUAUCAUAUCUAUCCCGACAUUGGCGCCCAUCAUCUGUGGAGCACCUAUCGCAUUGUGCGCAUCGUGGUGCACGAGCUAAUCAUAAAGUUCUGUCAGCAACUCCAGGCUUAUUUGGGCAGCUUGCACCCCCAACACGCAUCAAUAUGCACGCACAGCAUUGCCAUCUCACGAGGCUUGGUCGCGGAGAUCUGCGCCAGUGCGCCGUAUGUUCUCGGCGUCGGGAACAAUGACAAAGACUCUUCUGCAGCCGGCAUGUACCGUCUUAUGUGGCCAUUUUUCAUCGCAGCCAACUCGGUGGUCUGCAGCCCCGAGACGAGGGCGUGGAUCGUGCAGGGCCUGGACCAGAUCGGUCACCGCGUCGGGAUUUAUCAAUCGUUGACUCUGGCACAGGUCCUCCGUAAUGGACAGCGCGAUCGCCAGGCCAAUGAGCCCGACCCGGAAGACAUCAUGCUACAUGAGCAGUCCAUGCGACGGGGUCGCAGAAUUGGAGUGGAAGUGCAGGAGGGAGCCACGGCUUGGGGUGAAUAAGUCUAAAUUGAUCGCUCUUGACUGUCUAGGCAUAUAAUAUAAAUCAUGGCAGCAAUCGAAUUGCCAUGCAUCACACCCCUUCCUCGCUCUACGUCGUGGUCAUACUCUCCCUCCGCUAGCCUGACUCAAUACACUUUUCCACUCCAGCUCGUCGGGGCUAUCCGCGUGGAUGAAUAUCUUUAAGUUCAGCGCAUUCUUCAACUGCUCAUUCGUGCUCGCGUACAACAUGCACAGCUGCUUUUAUGUCAGCUUGUGACUCCAUGUAAUGAGGGCAAUUGCCAUGCUUACCUUCAGGGGCGUAUUUUGAGGCACCCAUGUGAAGAAGACCGUUUUCGCCCUAUGUAUCUGAUCAGUAACCAUGCAGC
Molecule: messenger RNA, 1910 nt
Organism: Aspergillus steynii IBT 23096
Lineage: Eukaryota; Fungi; Ascomycota; Eurotiomycetes; Eurotiales; Aspergillaceae
Product: Zn(II)2Cys6 transcription factor
Exons: 3
Coding region: 1-1545 (514 amino acids)
Biological process (GO): regulation of DNA-templated transcription
Molecular function (GO): DNA-binding transcription factor activity, RNA polymerase II-specific; zinc ion binding
Source: RefSeq, a predicted model, not a curated record